Messenger RNA from Lentinula edodes (shiitake mushroom), 996 nucleotides. RefSeq lists its product as uncharacterized. NCBI's taxonomy places the organism in Eukaryota, Fungi, Basidiomycota, Agaricomycetes, Agaricales, Omphalotaceae. The transcript is spliced from 4 exons. Bases 1 to 996 code for a protein of 331 amino acids. The record is from RefSeq and is a predicted model, not a curated record.
AUGGAAGAGGAUGCUCCCGUAGCUUCCUCUGCCUAUGUCGGAAAGCGGUCUGAGUGCCAGGAAGGUGACGGUGUGGCUUGGUCACUCGAAGACAUGGUUGGCCCUAACUCCAAGUUCAAAUUUUCGUUGUUCAAAUGGGACGCUGAUUCAACAAUUCCCCUAGUCGAUAGCGAGGAACGGACUUUUGUCCUGCUGGUGGCCCCACCAAAAUCUUCCACAUUUCAGCAUUGUAUUAAAGCUGCGACAGAUUUACUUGCCAAAUGCCGUCGAAAGUGUAGGUUUACAAGAAAACAACGUAACCAUCGACGCGGUGACUUUGCGGCUCUUUCAAUGGGAAUUGUACAUAGUAACGGGACUACUCACCCAAUCAAUCUAGGACACAAUGGUACCAACCAAAAGGUCCUGGAUGAACUUAUGGCACAUUGGUCCAUCAAACGGCUGGUCGGAUUCACCACCGGUAUGUUGAAGACCUGGGCGCCGCGACUUCACAACUAUUGUUCCGACCACCUUGAAUGGCUUCUAUCUUCCGACUGCUCUCUGCAACAAAUCUUUGAGAACAGCAUUUUUCCUGGCGCAACAUUCAACUUCGGCCCUCAGACAGUCUCUUUUCCUCACGUUGACUUCACAAAUUUGCCUUUCGGGUGGUGUCCGAUCUGGACGUUUGGCAACUACAACCAUCACAAAGGUGGGCACAUCAUACUCUGGGAUCUUAAGAUGGUCAUCGAAUUUCCACCAGGCUCUCUGAUCGUCAUACCCUCUGGAUCCUGCCGCCAUUCCAACACACGUAUUGGUAAGAAGGAAACCCGUAUGUCAUUUACACAAUAUUUCUCUGGGGGACUCUGCCGUUGGGUUGAUCAAGGUUUUCAAACGCAGGAACAAUAUCUGAACAGCCUGGAUCAAACUGAAAGAGAUAGGGAGUCAGAACGGAGAUGCACGCGGUGGUUAAUGGGGUUGGGACUAUACCCUACGUUAGAUGAAUUGGGCGGCCCACCUUAA